AUGUUCUCGGCCACAGCUGACCUCAUAUCAGAUGAACCGACAUAUGUUCACCCAGCACCCUGCCCAGACACCCUCAUAGUCCAGAUUGCCCAGUGGCUGGAGCACCUCGCUGAGACCGACGAGAACUUUGACGUUGCCCGGUACGGCGACAAGUUUCUUCGGCAAUUUUGUCAAGUUCCCGCGAAGCCUCUCCCCCAGCCUCCCUUAGCCUCCAAGGUUAGUCGCAAGCCGGCCUGUCGUCGAGACGGUGACGAUGAGCACGAUAGUAAGUUUGCCCUGGAAUAUACCCGCAAAGAAAGUCCCAAACUCACAACGAUCAGCGCCGAGAAACAAGCGCAGCCGCGCCACUCGGAGUGGCAGGGGUACGGUCACGGCAAGAUGAAUGCAAAUAUUCCAACAGGCGAUCUGGGUCCGCGGUUGUUUGGCUCUGUCUAA
Molecule: messenger RNA, 435 nt
Organism: Diaporthe citri
Lineage: Eukaryota; Fungi; Ascomycota; Sordariomycetes; Diaporthales; Diaporthaceae
Exons: 5
Coding region: 1-435 (144 amino acids)
Source: RefSeq, a predicted model, not a curated record